AUGGGGCAGCCCUUUCCCUACUAUGUGUCAGGGUCCUGGGAUUCCCCAGACCAGGGGCCAGGGACAUCUAGGCCUCCAGCCCUGAGCUCCAUAUAUUCUGGGUCCUGGCUGCUGCCCUUUUUUAUCCACCGGGAUGAUAUUUCCUAUGACAACCAAGACUUGAACUGCGACCUGCUUGGCACACUCAGAGGGCGUCUUCGCUGGGAUUGGUCGGGAAAAGGUGACUUUCCCAGAGCACACAGCACCUUACACCAGGACACAAUGCCGCCAGUCCUCGACCGCGCGACCGUGACCCAGAAGAAGCCCCAGGCGCCCCCAGGAAAGUCAGGGGUCUCCAAGGUGCCCCGCCAUCGCCUGCCAGCUGGGGCUCCCUUGGCCUGUUCCCGGUGUAUCAGUGAUGGAUAUCUGGAGCCCAAGACCUGUGAUGGUAGUGCCUCUUGUAAGAGUUGUCUUCCUCCUUCCCCCGCCCACCGCCAUGGCACCAGCCAAGGCUGCUGGGAGUGGAUUCGGAGCCUUCUGCGCAGGAGUCCCUGA
Molecule: messenger RNA, 534 nt
Organism: Sciurus carolinensis (gray squirrel)
Lineage: Eukaryota; Metazoa; Chordata; Mammalia; Rodentia; Sciuridae
Product: annexin-2 receptor-like
Exons: 1
Coding region: 1-534 (177 amino acids)
Molecular function (GO): signaling receptor activity
Source: RefSeq, a predicted model, not a curated record